Messenger RNA from Gorilla gorilla gorilla (western lowland gorilla), 2838 nucleotides. RefSeq names its product TIMELESS interacting protein (gene TIPIN). NCBI's taxonomy places the organism in Eukaryota, Metazoa, Chordata, Mammalia, Primates, Hominidae. Gene Ontology annotation, molecular function: DNA binding. The coding region runs from base 1163 to 2068 and encodes 301 amino acids. The transcript has 9 exons. The record is from RefSeq and is a predicted model, not a curated record. Gene Ontology annotation, biological process: replication fork processing; replication fork arrest; DNA damage response. Gene Ontology annotation, cellular component: nucleus; replication fork protection complex.
ACUCCGCAGAGCUGGUCCCGUUAACUGCAGAGCCGUCGGGGGCCGGGUUCAGCUGGAUGGGCGUCGGCUUCUUCUUGGGCAUUUUGGACCCGGGUAACGCGCUUCCAACUCCGGGGGGAGGGCAGCACCUCUCGCUUCCUCCCGCUGCGCUGCCCCGCGCCCGCUGCGCAGGACCAAGUCCGGGCCGCGGGCCGCGGGCCCCGGGGCUGCCUUCAGCGGGUGCGCCCCGCGCGGUCCCGUCAGCGCCGAGGGGCCGGUAGCGGUCUCAGUGGACCCCCGCCCCACCCGCCCGGGACUCGGCUUCGCGCGCAGAGAGCCGAAAGGCUGCCCUGCAGGAGCGGAGCGGGCUGAACGUGCGGUUCGGCAGCCCGGGAUUCCCUUCCUCUCUCUCUCUCAACCAACCAGUCCCUCCGGCUCGGGCGGCGCAGCCGCGCGCGCACUAGAGCCCAGCUCCAGCUCCUGCCGGGGAAAGUGCCGCCGCUGCCGUGCUCCUAGUCGCUCUGCGAAGCGGCCCUGGGAGGGACUGGAGGCCGGGGGAGGGGCGGGGAAGGGGAAGCCUCGCCUCCCACCCGGGAUGCGGCGCUUUCCACACUCCCACUCGGCUCCGCCCCUAUUGCCUCGCAGACAACCAAUGGGGGCAAGCCUCGGCGGCAGAUGACGCGGAAAUACGUCACGGGAGCGCGGCGCACUGCCCUGGGGGCGGGGUGCGUCGCGGACGCCACGGCGCCCUCUGUCGCCCCGAGGCUAUCAGGUGGACCCAGCUGAGAAGAAGUCUGUGUCGCUGUGUGGUGAGCUCUCCAGGCCAGGUGCCGCGCGGCCUCCACCUCUGCGGUAACCGGCCUGCCCCCGACCCCUGUCCCCAAGCCGAGUCGUGUUGACGAAAAUGAAAUAACAAAAUAAAUAAGGAAAAGGACCCCUUCCUGUGUCCAGAGGAGAGGCAGCGUGGGGAAUAGGAAACUUGUCGAGAGACUCCUUUGAGCCCAACAAACUGACGCAUAUAUAUUUUGUUUGUUUAAUGGCUCCGCCCAGCCCCCGCACGGAUUUGGCGCCAAACGCUGCGGGCCCAUCUCACCCCAGGAGUUCCCGAGUAUCGCGAGAAGCGCGCUUAGUCUGCACGUCGAGGUCCGCGCUGUGGCCCGUGUUUUCUGCGUGAGAGGAAAAGAUGCUAGAACCACAGGAGAAUGGCGUGAUUGACCUACCAGAUUAUGAGCAUGUAGAAGAUGAAACUUUUCCUCCUUUCCCACCUCCAGCCUCUCCAGAGAGACAAGGUGGUGAAGGAACUGAGCCUGAUGAAGAGUCAGGAAAUGGAGCACCUGUUCCUGUACCUCCAAAGAGAACAGUUAAAAGAAAUAUACCCAAGCUGGAUGCUCAGAGAUUAAUUUCAGAGAGAGGACUUCCAGCCUUAAGGCAUGUAUUUGAUAAGGCAAAAUUCAAAGGUAAAGGUCAUGAGGCUGAAGACUUGAAGAUGCUAAUCAGACACAUGGAGCACUGGGCACAUAGGCUAUUCCCUAAACUGCAGUUUGAGGAUUUUAUUGACAGAGUUGAAUACCUGGGAAGUAAAAAGGAAGUUCAGACCUGUUUAAAACGAAUUCGACUUGAUGUCCCUAUUUUACAUGAAGAUUUUGUUAGCAAUAAUGAUGAAGUUGCGGAGAAUAAUGAACAUGAUGUCACUUCUACUGAAUUAGAUCCCUUUCUGACAAACUUAUCUGAAAGUGAGAUGUUUGCUUCUGAGUUAAGUAGAAGCCUAACAGAAGAGCAACAACAAAGAAUUGAGAGAAAUAAACAACUGGCCUUGGAAAGAAGGCAGGCAAAGAUGCUGAGUAAUAGUCAGACCCUAGGAAAUGAUAUGUUAAUGAAUACACCCAGGGCACACACGGUUGAAGAGGUUAAUACUGAUGAGGAUCAAAAGGAGGAGUCAAAUGGAUUAAACGAAGACAUUCUGGACAAUCCAUGUAAUGAUGCUAUUGCCAAUACUUUAAAUGAAGAGGAAACACUGCUGGACCAGUCUUUUAAAAAUGUGCAACAGCAACUUGAUGCUACAUCCAGAAAUAUUACUGAAGCUAGAUAAGUUUCCAUUAAGAGAAAAUGUAUCUGUUAAGUCAUCAUCCUCCAAGCUUGGCGUUACUAUGUAUUUUUUCUUCUUGGAGUGAAAAUCCUUAGGUAGUAAAACUGUUAUAGAUUAUUGUUUAAAAUCUGAUAAUCUGGUAUUUAUUUAUAAUUAUGCUUGUCACUUUAGUUAAAUCUAUUUGUUCUCUUUAGUGUUUGUUUUUAUAUAGGUAUUUCUUCAUAAAAUGAUUAGGAGGUAAUAAGCAGUUUCUGCUGCUGGUCUGUCAUUGAAUGCCUUGUUUUCACUAAGUUGGGAGGUUUUGUUUCUGUUUUUUACUGCUCCUUGCAAAGCAGGGCUAAUCCAUGGACAGUGUGCCCAGAGUAGUCUAGGUGAAGUUUUUUGUUUUGUUUUGUUUUGUUUUGUUUUGACACAGAGUCUCACUCUGUUGGCCAGGCUGGAGUGCAGUGGCACAGUCUCGGCUCACUGCAGCCUCUGCCUCCUGGGCUCAAGCAGUCCUCCUGCCUCAGCCUCCCGAGUAGCUGGGACUACAGGCGUGUGCCACCACGCUUGGCUAAUUUUUGUAUUUUUAGUAGAGAUGAGGUUUCACCAUGUUGGCCAGGCUGGUCUCAAACUCCUAACCUCAGGUAAUCCGCCCCCCUCGGCCUCCCAAAGUGCUGGGAUUACAGGUGUGAGCCACCGCGCCCAGCCUGGGUGAAGUUUUGAGAUGUACAUAUAUACUGAAUAUUAAUGUCAAUUUUUUAAAAGAAGUAAAAAUUAUCUUUAAAACUGUC